Molecule: messenger RNA, 1454 nt
Organism: Gambusia affinis (western mosquitofish)
Lineage: Eukaryota; Metazoa; Chordata; Actinopteri; Cyprinodontiformes; Poeciliidae
Product: G-protein-signaling modulator 2
Exons: 9
Coding region: 489-1454 (321 amino acids)
Molecular function (GO): protein binding; guanyl-nucleotide exchange factor activity
Source: RefSeq, a predicted model, not a curated record
AACAUAGUCUCCCUCAUGUUCUCUUCUAAUAUUAACAUCUGCUUGCAAUUUGGGAAAUAAAACGUGCAAAAAUGGCCAGAAGGACAAAAGGUCUUUUGUAUACUUCACAUCAGUUUUAUUGGUCUAACAGGCCAGUAUCAUAAUAGUGAUUUUAAUUGCUUCAAAUGGAGGAAACAUCAAGUUUAAGUGAAAUGGUGGGUCAAAAUGAAGAAUGUGUGCAUCUCUCAUGAAAAGAGAUCAUCCUUCUCUAUGGUUAGGAUUAUGUUUUUAUCCAGGAUUAUAAAUGGUGAUAUUAAGAAGGGAGGGCUAGCUUGGCUCUUAAUGAUGGGUUAAUACUCAGGACUCAGAACCACUUUACCGUGUCAUGCUCAGCAGGCAUUUGGCGGAGCAUCAGUUGGAAUCUUAUUUAUUUAUUUUUUUUGAAUAGCAGUUUAUUUUAUACAUAUAGUUUAUUCCAAUCACUUUUUUUCUCUUCUAAUUUUUACAAGAUGACAUCUGCUGGAGUUAAGUUAAAAUCAGAAGCUACUGAUACUGAGAGUACUCCAGAUAUCGACAGAAAGCAUCUAGUGGCACCUGUAAAUCAGUUGCAAGUUCCUUCUCAGCGUCAACGCUCCAGUUCUUUAAGGGAAGAAUCACCUGAAGAACAGCAAAAGUUUCUCAGUAUGAUCACUCAUGGGCAGCGUGGACGUAUAGAGGACCAGCGCUGUGUUUUGAGUCCUAGCGCAGAUCGGGAUUUUUUUUUAAACCUUUUGACAAGAGCUCAAAGUGGGAGGCUGGAUGACCAGCGAGUAUCACUUUCAUCAUUACCAGCAUCAAAGAAUGAAGAUGAUGAUAAUAAAGGAGACUCAAACGGCUUGUUUCAGAUGGUCUCAAAAGUCCAGGGUUCCAGGAUAGAUGACCAAAGAUGUUGCCUGCCUCAGUUUCAAGACCCACAGGCCCAUAUUUAUGAAAAUAAUUCAAAACUAUCACCUGCGUUGGGUCCAGCGCGCUCAGCCUCCUUCAGCACAAACUCAGAUGUAAAUCCAAAGAAUAAAGAGAAACAGCAAAGUGCGUUAAAUGUUAAUCCUCAAGGUUUGCCUAGUUCCAAAUUCACUCAAAGCACAAUGCCACAAGAUGAUGAAAAGCUCUUUAGUUUGGUCGCAAACUCCCAGGGCAGACGACUUGAUGACCAGCGUAUGUUUCUUCCAUCAUUACCAGGAAUACAGAACAGUGGCACCAUAUCAACAUUAACUCCUGCUGAAAUGGAUGCAAGAUAUUUAUACAAUUUAGUUUCAAGAGUCCAGGGCUCAAGGAUGGAUGAACAAAGAUGUUCUGCACCCAAAAUCCUAAAAAAUUUGAACACCCCUUCGACUGAGCGCAAAAAACUCAUAAAUGAUGCAUCUGAUAAACUUCCCAAGAGUUCAGCUAUCUUUAAUGCUCCUCAACAUUGGCAGAUCAGAGGGAUUAAAGAAUGA